AUGGAGAUCUAAAUUAAGAAUAAAUUGUUAAAGAAAACUAGCAAGUGCUUGAAAAUUAAAAAAAUAAUUAUAGAAAGAGUAAAAGGAAAGUAUUUUAUUAGAGGAAUUAUAGAGUAAAAGGAAAGUUUUUAUUAGAUGCAUUCACUAAAGAGAAUGAAAAUAAUUAGAAUUUAUAAAUAAAGAACUGAAAACUGAAUUUCAAUUUGUUUUAGAUUAAAUAUAAUAGAAUAAGAUAGGUAACAUAAAGAAAUUAGAUUAAAGCAAGAUUUAUAUAGUCUAAUAAACAUUAGAGAAUGAAUUAAUUAAUGAAAUUAAUAGUUUAAUGAAGAUCUAGCAAAAAUAUAUCCAAAAUAUAAAUUUAGACAGUUAACACUUUUUAAAGUUGAAAAUUGAAUGA
Paramecium sonneborni is the source of this 397-nucleotide messenger RNA. NCBI's taxonomy places the organism in Eukaryota, Ciliophora, Oligohymenophorea, Peniculida, Parameciidae. The record is from the annotation of a GenBank genome assembly.